AUGGUCGCCGCCUCAGCUCGUCGUUGGGAUACCAUCCCUAGCAGCGAGACGGCAGCCAUCAACUUGAUCGCAAAUUACCUCGGCGAAAAAGAGCCCGUCCCCGUGCCCGUCGUCAAACUCAGCGUCAUGUUGACAAACGCUCUAGAAUCCACCAUGUCUCUCUUCUUGAACUGUCCCGCGUAA
This is a messenger RNA of Colletotrichum destructivum, 183 nucleotides long. RefSeq lists its product as uncharacterized. The transcript has a single exon. Bases 1 to 183 code for a protein of 60 amino acids. NCBI's taxonomy places the organism in Eukaryota, Fungi, Ascomycota, Sordariomycetes, Glomerellales, Glomerellaceae. The record is from RefSeq and is a predicted model, not a curated record.